Myxocyprinus asiaticus (Chinese sucker) is the source of this 9932-nucleotide messenger RNA. RefSeq names its product kinesin family member 26Ab (gene kif26ab). The record is from RefSeq and is a predicted model, not a curated record. Bases 1 to 6126 code for a protein of 2041 amino acids. Gene Ontology annotation, molecular function: ATP binding; microtubule motor activity; microtubule binding. The transcript has 15 exons. Gene Ontology annotation, biological process: microtubule-based movement. NCBI's taxonomy places the organism in Eukaryota, Metazoa, Chordata, Actinopteri, Cypriniformes, Catostomidae.
AUGGAUUUACAAAACUCUAACGGGUUGCCUGGGUCAGACAAGCAGAAGCCCAGUCUGAUAGACCUGGGAACGUUUUUCGUGGACACUGACAUCAUUUUUGGAUUUACUAGCCAUCUUUUAAAACGAAAAGCCAAGGUUGGAGGCUGUUCGAGCGGAGAGUCUGCAUUCUCACCUAAGUUGAGUCCAAGAAAGAGACUGUCAGCGGAGGAGGAAAGGUGCGCCAGUAGACCACCACCUGAAGGCGCAGGAGCGGUGAGCGUCUCUGAAUCAGAGAGGGAUGAGUCGAAGGCAGAUCUGUGCAAGCAAUGUCAGAUGACUGUCGCUGAACUAAGGAGGCAAGCCCUCGCUUUAGCCGACCCCACGUCCUUAAAGGACCCUGGAUUUGCUUCCUUCAUCAUAGACCAGCUGCAGGUGCCUGAUUGGCCGGUAAAAGGUGGGCAUGAAGGAACAAGGUGCCAGGUGUGUGCCACACCUACACAACAGCUGAGAAAGCAGACACUCCAGACCCUCCAAGAACUGUACCCGUGUUCCGACAUGCCAUCCCUUCCCCCCAGCACCUUCCCUGAGCAUCCCACAAGGUUGACCACUCAUAGUGUGGUCACUCUUUCCUCUAGAUCUGCCAAAUCCAGGAUACCUCAUCCUGCACACAGUGUCCUGCCUGUAGAGGAGAGGCGGCGUGAGCUGGGCUGGACUCAGAACCCAUCAUCAAGUGCUUCUGCACUGAAGCCCAGUGUGCAGGUGACCAUGAGUGGAAGACCUUUGACGGGUGCCAUCAGCUCAGUCACCAUUCAGGCCCAGCAGUACCUGGAGGGCAUGUGGAGCAUCUCACGUGUCAACAACUUCCUGCCUCAGCCAAGCCCGACACAAGGUGUCACGGGUCAAUCAGAUCAGAAUGACUGGCCCUCAGACAACGCCGUCUCCAGAGUGUCCUUGACUCCCGCCAGACAAAGAAGUCCCAUUCAGUUUGGUCAGACCAUGCCCCUUUCCCAGAACCAGCCAACCUCAGCUGCGGCAUCCUUCUUCAUCAGGGCUGCUGAGAAGCUGAAUCUGUCGUCCAAAAGGAAGAAGCAGCAGCCACCACUGGUGUACCCCCAGGAACCUUCCAUCUACCCUACUAACUUUAGUGCUGUCCUCCAGUUCUCCCCUCCACCUGCUCCACCAUGUCUGCUCAGGGCGGGGUCAAAGGCCAAGGAGAACCCUGGCAUUGGCAAGGUCAAAGUGAUGAUGCGGAUCUGUCCAUCUAUGGAGGUUCUGGAUUCAUCUGAAUCCAUGUCCUUCUUGAAGGUGGACACUCGUAAGAAACAGCUGACCCUCUACGAUCCCUCCCUCAACACACAGCCCACCUCAGUGCACAGACGAGCAGCACUGCCCGCCCCAAAGAUGUUUACCUUCGACGCAGUUUUUGCCCAAGAUACCUCUCAAGCUGAAGUUUGCUCAGGGACAGUGGCUGAAGUUAUUCAAUCAGUGGCAAACGGGGCAGAUGGGUGUAUUUUCUGCUUCGGUCAUGUCAAAGUCGGAAAGACAUGCACCAUGAUUGGCACAGACAGUUCCACGCAGAGCCUUGGCAUUGCUCCCUGUGCCAUCUCCUGGCUGUUCAAGCUCAUCAACGAGCGUAAGGAGAAGACUGGCACGCGCUUCUCGGUACGGGUGUCAGCUGUGGAAAUCUACGGCAAAGACGAGAGUCUUCAGGACCUGCUGUCUGACGUCCCCACAGGCAGUCUGCAGGACGGUCAGUCACCUGGUGUCUACCUGCGCGAAGACCCCAUCUGUGGUACACAGCUCCAGAACCAGAGUGAGUUGCGGGCACCCACCGCAGAGCAGGCCGCUCUGUUUCUUGAUGCAGCCAUCGCCGCACGUAGCACCAGCCAGCCAGAUGCAGACGAAGAAGACCGGCGCAAUUCCCACAUGCUGUUCACCUUACAUAUCUACCAAUACCGCAUGGAGAAGAGUGGCAAGGGUGGAAUGUCUGGUGGUAGGAGUCGAUUGCAUCUGAUUGACCUGGGAAGCUGUGAGAAGGUGCUGAGUAAAAGCAGAGACGGAGGAGGAGGUCUGUGUCUAUCUCUCACUGCGUUGGGGAAUGUCAUACUGGCUCUGGCCAAUGGAGCCAAGCACGUUCCAUAUAAGGAUAGCAAGCUCACAAUGUUACUGCGUGACUCCCUGGGGAAUAUCAACUGUAGGACAACCAUGAUUGCCCACAUAUCAGACUCUCCUGCCAAUUAUGCAGAGUCUCUCACCACCAUUCAGUUGGCCUCCCGUAUCCAUCGCAUGAGGAAAAAGAAAUCAAAGUAUGCAUCCAGUUCUUCUGGAGGAGAGAGUUCCUGUGAUGAGGGAAGGAUCCGUCGACCACCACAAAUACGGCCUUUCCAUCCCAGGACUGUGGCCCUUGACCCAGAUCUACCAUCAUUGCUUAGUGAUCCAGACUAUUCUUCAAGCAGUGAGCAAUCAUGCGACACUGUCAUUUAUGUUGGCCCUGGUGGCGCUGCCAUCUCUGAUAGAGAGCUCAGUGAUAACGAGGGUCCCCCAGCCUUUGUUCCUAUCAUCCCUUCUCUUAACCGCAAGCAAAGAGGAAAAGAUGGCCCAGUUGACCAAGAUCACUUCAAAUGCAACACCUUUGCUGAGCUUCAGGAGCGAUUAGAAUGCAUUGAUGGUAGUGAGGAACCUACAGCUUUUGUUGGAGAAUCUGGAGGAAAUUCUGCAAGCCCUAAAAUAGACUGUGGCACAACCAGAUUGAAAGAAGGCUCUAAUUCUAUUUCGGGUUCUCCAUUAUUAGCAACACAGGACAGCAUAACCACAAAGUCUAUUUCUGUCAUCAGUAAACUGCCCAGCAGUCCAAAACACACAUCCAAAUCAGAACAUUCCAAGUGGCAAAGUGCCACCACAUCAGACAAAGAUUUCAAAGAUAUGUCUGAGAGUAUGAUUAGGACAAGUGCAGAUGGCGAAAAGGUGCAAAUGUCAGAAAGUGGAGCCCUUUGCACCCUAGGAAAGCAAAGUAAAUCAACAGCAUCCCAAAACUCAGAGCCUGUGGUUAGGGAAAAGAUCUUUUUCCAUAAAAAACAGUUACCCAAGCCUGCUCCCCCACCACCACAACAAAGAGACUAUGUCAGUGUCAAUAGUGACACUGAAGAAAAGUCUGCCACAAGGAUACCACCAAUUGGGAUGAGCCAUCAAAAAAGAGGUGAUUCAAAUGAGAAUUCACCUGUCAGGGCACAUUAUCUUAACCCCAGGACUCCAGUUGAAGUAAGGUCUAAUCUUAGUGAGAGAUGCAUGGACAAGGACAUCUUGAGGACAACUGUGACCCUCCAACAGCCAGUGGAGUUGAAUGGUGAGGAUGAGCUUGUGUUUACUCUUGUGGAAGAGUUGUCUAUUGGCAGUAUUGUGGACAAUGGGAGGCCCUCAAGUAUAGUUAGCUUCAAUAGUGAUUGCUCAUUACAGGCGCUUGCCUCAGGAUCACGACCAGUAAGCAUAAUAAGCAGUAUCAAUGAUGAGUUUGAUGCCUAUACAUGCAGUAUUGGUUCCUCAGAGCCAAACAAUAAAAUGGUGGCACCACAGCAGGAGAAAGCCUUUGCUUCACUAGGGAGCCGUGGGUCUUCUAUCACCUCAUGGCUCAGCGAAGUAAGUGUCUGUACCCUGGAGAGUGAAGGUGCCCAAUCAGCAGACGUUUUUCUCCCUCAAGGUACUUAUACUGGCCCAGAGAGCAGUUUUUACCUUGAAUCUCUAAGCAUGUUCCAAAGCAGCCCAAAGAAGGAGCCCAAAAACUCUUUGAAAGAUAGUGGCUGUAGCUUCUCAGAGUUUGACAGUGACAGUGCUACAUCAAGCAAAUUCUCCCUUAGCAAGUGCCCAUCCUCUCCAGAGGCCAUGAAAGUACCUGCCAAAAGUUUACCAAAACUGUCAAAGGCAAAUACCAUUCAUUUAUCCGAUCCGCCAUCCAUGCGAGAGCCUCAAGUUGUCCAGUUUAAUCUUCCCAGGAAAUUAAAACCUACCUCAUCCAUAACCCAGAGUAACAGUAUCAGUGGAAGCAACACCAGUAGCAGUUGGAGACGUGAGACACCUAGGCAAGACUGCAUACCAGAUAAUCCAUGGCAUAGAAUAGAUAGCUCAUUGGAGUCUUCAAUAAACUCUAAUUCAGGUUCUUCAUCCAAACUGGUUAAAAAUGGAUUGAGCAGAAUUCCUGCAAGAAAAUCAGGCACGAACAGCAACAGUGUACCCCGAAUGCCCCCCAAAAUACUGGGGUCAAACCCAUCCCAAAGGGUAGUGGAUGGAUGUGAAAAAUCCAGCAACAACAGGAGGAUAGAGCCCCCCAGCAAAAUGCCACAGCUGAGACGAGGCGCAACAACACUUGGGACAGUUCCAGUCAUUCAUACAUCCAUUGAUGCCACAGUUUCUCAAGAUAUGAGUUCAUCAACAGGCAGUUUGAAGUUCUCAUCUUUAGGAAAAAGUGGAAAGACAAGUAAGCAGGAGCAGAGUACGUCAAAACCUGGCAAUAUAUCACCACCUCUACCUCCAGUUCGCAAAUCAAGUUUGGAUCAAAAAAAUCGAAUCCUUUUCCCCUCAAGUGCCUUAAAGUCUGCUCAUGAUGCAGAAACAUCUUUAGCACCAAGGGCUACAGGUUCAGAGGAUGAGAGUGAUCUUUGCUCUAGGGGUGACUCAAAUAGUUUAAGAGCAUCAAACGUAAAGUCAGACCAUAGUUUGAUAAAAGUGACCUCCAGUCUCAAGGCUAGAGGAGUUAGAGGUGAUAUAGGACAGCUUUAUGGAAGCCAUAUAUCUCUAGAUAGAUGUGACAGUUUGUCAUCUUUGGAAUCAAAACCUACCCUUAGUCGAGAGAACAGUGGAGCUAGUCUCAACAUCAAAUCAAGUAAGUCUGUCAGUAGAUUUGGCUCACCUGUUGUUACCUCUUCCCCAAUUUCUACCUCUCCACCUUCUUGUAUAAACCCAGUCACCACUGUAAAAAGUGGGCUUGUCAAAGGAAGCCUUAAUGCAAGACAAGUACCCGUUAAUGGAAACAAAGCUCGGACAUUAUCUGCAAGCAACUCCAAAGCCCUUAGCUCAUCCACCAAGUCUCUUGCUGCUCCCGUAACAAGGAAUGCCAACCUUCCACCUUCAGGAAAGACUGCAUUACCUCGAACAAUGGUUGGAGGCAAUGGUAAAUCCACAAGAGGAACUAUUAUGGGUACCAAGCAAGCAAUGCGGGCAGCAAACAGUCGUGUUAGUGAAUUAGCAAUGGCCAAUCCUUCUGGAAAACACCCAAUGGGGUCAGGUGAUUCAGACAGUGGCAAUGACAGUGGAGUCAACGUCAAUGAUGACAAGCCUACCCCUAUCCCCAUUCUCCCUUCACCGUAUAGUAAGAUCACAGCCCCCAGGAGACCACAGCGCUACAGUAGUGGGCAUGGAAGUGAUAAUAGUAGCGUCCUAAGUGGGGAGUUACCUCCUGCCAUGGGGCGAACUGCACUCUUCAACCACAGUGGAGGAAGUAGUGGUUAUGAGAGCAUGAUCCGUGACAGUGAGGCAACUGGCAGUGCCUCUUCAGCCCAUGACUCCAUGAGUGAGAGUGGGAUGUCCUCUUCUGGUCGCACAAGGAUCUCCAAAUCGCCCAAGAAGAGAUCAAAUGGCCUCCAGAGGCGGCGUCUCAUCCCGGCUCCCUUGCCAGACACCUCAUCCAUGGGUAAGGCUGGGACCACAGGCCAGUGGGUUGACCUUCCCCCUAUUUCUGGACCACUGAAAGAGCCUUUUGAGAUCAAGGUGUAUGAGAUUGAUGAUGUGGAGCGGCUUCAGCGCCGAAAACAAGAGAAGACAGAGGAGGGCCUGAUGUUUUUGAACACUAAAUUGAAGGUUCUUGAGAAACGACAACAACAGGUAAAAAAUCUCAGAGCCAAACAUAAGACUCUGAAAGAUGAGCUGGAGGACACCAAGUCUAGACUAAUGAUGGACCCCAGCAAGUGGAUAGGAGAGUUUGAGGUGGAACAGGAUAUGGAUCAGGAGUCGCAGGAGUACCUUGAGGCGUUAGAGCAGGCGACGACUGAACUGGAAUACUGUGUCAACCUAUGCAAGUCCCGCGUCAUGAUGGUCACCUGCUUCGAUAUCCGUGUAGCAUCUGAUGUGCAGGAAGGUUCGCGAGAGGUGGAGGUAUAAGAGCAGGAUGUGGAUAUUGAUAUACUGCAGAAAGAGAUGGAUGGAUGGAGAAAGUAAGACAGAACCCUGGAUGUCUGAACGGAAGGAUAAUGAAAUGUAGCAGCCAGUCCGGCGAUUCUGAGAAAACAAAAAUGAAACAAAGGAAGAUCGUAAUAAUAGGACAGAACACUGAAUUCUGCAUGAAGAAGGAACUUGUUAUCUUCUGUAAAAGAGAAAAUAGCUCUGGUAAUAUGCAGUGCCUCAUAACAAACAUAUUGUAUAGACUUACUCAAAUGGAAAGCAAACAAGCUUUAGUGCGUUUGACACCUUUCCUGACCUGAGGAAAGAGAAAAAACUAUUCUCAUUUACCGAAGAGUUAUUCCACCACACCACAAAGUGCCUUUAUCAAAUGACUGUUUAGUAGAUUGUUUGUCAAUCAUUAUUUGUUCUACUGGUGCUAGUUUUAAGACCAGCAUACCCAAGCAGAACCACUUUUUUUUUUUUUUUUUUUUGACAUUUAUUUUAUUGCAUUGUAUAGUGUAUUUAUAUGAUCAUGCAGUGUGUAAAAUAUAAUGUUGGGUGCGGAAGGAGAGCAAUAAGCUGAUUUUCCUCACUUUGCCUCCUAAACUAUCACCUCUGUCAGCAUAUUGUUAUUAAACCUUUUGAGCCUUAUGUUCUAUUUCUUGUUAGCGUAUGAGUGAAUUUUUUACAUUUUGCAAAUCAAAUAUAUCUUUUUUUUUUUUUUUUAAGGAACACAAUUAAAAUGUCACUGAAGAAUUUUCAGUCUUAUGUGAUGCAAGCCAGUUUUCCUAAAAAAAAUAUUUGCCCAAUCUGAUUUGGUUACCUUGAGUAUUCAAAGCUGGACUGAAUAUUUAUGCAUAUCCACCUUUAAAGGUGAAGUGUGUAAAAUACAGACAAAAAAUGUUAAAAUACGUAUUUUUUUUUAUUACUUAAUAUGCAUAGACAACUGUAAAUGAUCCAUUACAAAAAGUGUAAACGCUAUGGCAACUGUAAAAAUUUGCUCUGUUUGUUUGAGCAUCCGAUUCCCAACCAGGGGUGCAUUUCCCAUACAACAGUACAAUGCAUUGUUGGAGAAAUUAAAUAGCUAGUCACGAUUGUUUCCAGAAACCGUAUUAAUUAUGUCGCACUUACAUUGUUUGAACCACAAUGUGGAGCUGUCAUUAAUGACGUUAUGCAGGGGGUGGCGUAAUAACUUCUGCGGAUAUCAAAUUAUAAUAGCUCAUUUACAUAUACACCAGAAAGCUGUUUAAUGCGCGAAAGGAGACUUGUGUCUCUGCAGAACAAAAAUGGGCGUUUUCCAAUCAGUGGACAUUUUCAAACUGGGAUGGGCAUUUUUUCAACCGCUAUACGAUUUGUCUACUAGAUUGAGAUUCUCAACUUUCAUUGAAAAUUUGACAAAUGCCCAUCCUGGUUUGGAAACACCUACUGAUUACUACAUUGAGAUUUCCUACUUUCAUUGGAUAGUUGAAAAACUCCCAUCCUGGUUUGAAAAUGCCCACAGAUUGGGAAAUGCCUGUUAUUGUUCCGCAGAGACCUAUACUUCCUUGAAAGCUGCUGUAGACAUGAAAGCGGCAUCUGCACUGUGUAAUGCGACAGAUAAUUGCGCUGCAAUAGUGGGGUAUCCCUCUACCCCAGACUUCGGGAUCCCCCAACACACUUGAGCAUUUUACACUCUUAAAAAACUACUUAAGCGUUAACAUAAGCCUUGUUCUCCAACAGGUACCAUGAGUGAUAAAGGGCUUUCUCUUCACAACCUUUAAUACCUGAAAUGGCUGCAUUCACGUUUCAGAACACCACUUUCUCCAAAAUCCUGGAAUAAGCCAUUUUCCAAGUCUUGACAGAAUGAAAGAUAUAUAUGAAAUAAAGAUAUAGGAGCCUUUGCAAAGUCAAAUCAUGUCUUCACAUUAAACUAACAAGGAACUGUGCUUCUAACUACAGGUGUAGAGUUGUAUUUCCAACCACACAACUUUGCGAUGCUGUUUGCAAAUGUUCAUUGGAACUACAGUUUUGGUAAAAAACAAAUUGUUGAACUAAGUUGGUAACAAUGGAACUGUGACCAUAGAUGGCUAACAAUGCUUUUGGGAAAUGCACCCCAGUCAGACAUAGCACCAUUAGCUCAACCAAUAGAUUGAGGUGGGACUAUCUGUUUGCUUGACCAGUGGAAGUUGGUGGGAGUUUUCUGGAAACCUGUUAAAUAGUCAUUGUUUUUGCAAGUCAACUUUGUUACACUAAAUUACACACUUCACCUUUAACGUUGAAUUUUCUAGUAAAAACAACAGUUGCAGAAAAUCUUGUGGGGUGAAUUGAGUUGGUACUAGAUUUGCCUAUAAGGUGCUUAGCCACCUCGAAUGUGAAUGUAAAUUCGAACAUUUUAAUUAAAAACACUCAAUACUGGUCCUCAGCAGAUAAAUAAAUUGACAUUGUGCAUCAGCUGAACAUCAUUGUCAUGCUUGCAAUGGAUGUGUCUUGUUGGAGAGGUGAUAUCUAUUAAAAUACAGAUUGAGCUGUUGUUCUUGUUCCUUUAAAUAGACAUUUUGGCAAAGAACAUUCAUCAGUGUAACCUGUCAUGUCUAGCACAGCCUCUCUCUGUGGACACAUUGUGAUCUGCAUUAAAGAGCUGGGGGCAUGAUUAAAGUGGGGUGAGGUGACAUUGUGCGGUACAAUAAAGAGUCAGUCCUCUCCAAAACAAUUCAGACAACAGCUUCAGUGACUUAGAAUGAACCUUAAAAUAUCUGAUGAGAUUUAACAUAUCGUGGCCCCUUCAAUGACAUAUUAAAUGCUAUUAAUAUCCUUUUGAAAAGACCAGUUUAGGCCAGCAUCAUCUUUCUGGUGAAGCUGGGUGACCAAGGAAGUCUUGCUGGUUAAGAUAAAUAAUAAGAUUGUUGGGGACACCAGCAUAUCAGCGUCCCAUGCUAAGACCCGCAUCCAAAACACAACAUGUACUGGUGACAUAUACUGGUCUUUUCAGCAGGGUAGAUACUUUAUAGUAAGGGGAGGUUCUUCUUGAAUGUCGACAAAAAAUAAUCUUACCUGACAUUUAGCCAUGUUCAACAUUAUUAAAUCCAUGAUGCAAUGCUUAAGCUGAUGACACGCUGCAGGUUUUUUAUGACAUACACUGUGGAUACAGAUCCAAGCCUUAGUCCUAUGCAUACAUGCAAUCACGGUCUUGAACAAACAACCUCAAAGUGCUAAGCUUUUAGCACAAAUGAUUGUCUUGAGAGCUAGCCUUCACUAGUUUCAGAAUUGUACGAUCAAUACCUUAUAGUGCUCCGUGAGUUAAUCUCAACUGCUGUAAAAGAACAUCUGCAAUUUUUUUGAUGUCAAACUUUUGCUGACAAAAGUGAUUCAAUGUUUUCACAUGUAGCUGCCAGAAUGGCUUUCAUGUUUCUUGUCUAGUGAAGUAAGGCUGUGAAUAACCUUUAGAUCUCAUAAAACAUUUGAGUUACUUUUUGUCAUUGACAGGAGAAAGAAAAAAACAAACAAACAAAAAAAAAAUAUUUACCUUUAUAAACAUACUCUCAGGCCCUUUUUCAAGAUGCUGCAUGAGGUUUGUAUUUUUAGUUUUUCAAAACUUUCUCAUUUUAUUAGAAUUUUGUAAUUAUUAUGCUGGCAUUCAUUAUACUUUAUGGACAUGGAUUUAACCGACACCAAACUGAAACUUGUUUUGAAAGCUGAUGAUGUAUGUUGAGUCAUAUUUCAAAUCAUAUUUUGUAAAAAAAAAAAAAUGUUUAAAGAAUUUUCUGACCCUCUGUAUAAAUGUAUAUUAUGGCAGCUUGGGAUACCAUUGUUUCUUCUUGUGAAUAAAA